This is a messenger RNA of Daldinia caldariorum, 3354 nucleotides long. RefSeq names its product cysteine proteinase. Gene Ontology annotation, molecular function: SUMO-specific endopeptidase activity. Lineage: Eukaryota; Fungi; Ascomycota; Sordariomycetes; Xylariales; Hypoxylaceae. The record is from RefSeq and is a predicted model, not a curated record. Gene Ontology annotation, cellular component: nucleus; cytoplasm. Gene Ontology annotation, biological process: protein desumoylation. The coding region runs from base 1 to 3354 and encodes 1117 amino acids. The transcript has 4 exons.
AUGCCUGCUUUUUCGGGGAAAUUAAACUCUCUGAGUGGUUUUAAACCUAUGAACAAUCUUAAUGGCAGCAAGCAGAACCCUUCUCGUCCUGUACGAUCGUCGCCCAUACAUCACCGUCCACCCUCGCCGCUAGCGCCGUCACCAAAACGCCAGAAGGUCGAAGAGUCUAACGCACACACUCAAGCUCAAUUCGUUCUUAUACCCGAACAUGACGAGAUAGCGGCCCGAUCGGUUCCGCGCAAACGUUCUUUUGAUAACCACAGCGAUUCCCAACAGACCUUUAUAUCACAAUCAUCCGCCAAAGGAGUCCAGUCGACUCGCGCGGUCGUCCCUGAACUUCGAGUCUUGGACAGUUUCACAAGGCCGCAACCUAAGAACCGGCCUCGAUAUACCACUCCAAAGCGCCAUGUAGGGCAACUGGGUAGAGAGGUUGGCGCCGGGACUUCUUUUGUCGGAUCUGAUAACGAAGACAGCGAUGGAGAUGUGGAGAUUGUGGCCCCUGGUGCCAUGCCAACUCCUCAAACGCACCAACCUUCAGAGGUCCGACACUCUAUCGAAGCAGUUGGGAAGCGCUUCAAGACAACAUCUGGUGCUCAGAGGCUCGAGGAUAUCAUUGAUAAUACGAUGCUGAACGAGAAUGGGUCUAUAAGCCUGGUUUCUAGCCCAGAUGAACUGGCACCAAAAACACAAGAUAUAAAAGAAAAAAUGCCAGCGAAGCGUCCUGCUCCUUCCCCGAGCUUGUCUAAAAGAGCUGAUAUUCCACGAACCAAGUUCACCCAGCCGUCUGGUACUAGACUCCAGGCUCCAGGGAGAGGGCUUAACGAUUUGGAUCGUGCUAUGAAAAUCAUUCACUCGCCGCUUCUCGUUGUCCAGGCCGUAUCGGGUGGCCAGCAAUAUGAAGCAGAUAAAAAGAACAAUACAGACAAAUGCUUCUUAAAUUUACGCGAGAUGAGCCAUAUCCUUCAUCCGGUGGAUUCUGAAGGCCAGCUCAUGAAAGCGUAUGCAUACCUUACGGUCAAUUUGCACAAGGUUCAAAAGAUCCGUGCCCUACCACGAACCAAUUGCCUCAUUGCCUCGGUUCAGCGUCCUAUUGACGGUUCAAUAAGUGGUGGUCAAAAGCUAAUAAUAAAAUUCUCGUCUCCUGCGGACCUAGAAGCGUUUGUUAAUUGGGCAAGAAUGAAUAAAAGAGAUGCUGAGAAAUUGGAUUUAGUGGAUGAGUCUACGUCUCAGGACCGCCUUGAGAGGGAACUUGACAACUUGAUGCUACUGGCGGGUAACCGUACUGUUUCUAGAGACAACGAGUCGAGAGGAGAUGAUAUGAAGUUGAUCGAGCACAACCUAGCAAAUGCAAGACAGGCGAGGACGACAAACCCGCCACAUGUCUUACCCCGCUCGGAGAAGUUGAAGGACGCGAUGAGGCAUUCUUUUCCUUCUCUAUCGAACCCUCAAGUAACGGUCUUACCAGAGGAUGCCCAGCCUCACAACAUUUCGCGGCAAGUACGCCUAACCCGUUCGACGUUCGCAGUCGAAAGCUCUAGCUCUCGAUCUGAGUCUCCAGAGCCUGAAGGUUGGACAACUCAACAUGUAGGAUGGGAGAAAAAUUGGCGUAAUUCUCUCGUAUUUCCUCCUCACGGCAAAGGCAGAGCUACCGUCGACAAGGACGAUAUUCCACGGUUGGACGAGGGCCAGUUCUUAAACGAUAAUUUGAUCAUCUUUUAUCUGCGUUAUCUCCAACAUACGUUGGAAGCACAAAGGCCAGAUCUUGCUGAAAGAAUCUAUUUCCAGAACACCUAUUUCUAUGAGAAACUGAAGUCAGCAAAGUCGACGACUCAGAGUAUCAACUAUGAUAGUGUCAAAGCGUGGACGUCUAAAGUCGACUUGUUUACGAAAGAUUAUAUUAUCGUGCCGAUUAAUGAAUACAGUCAUUGGUACGUUGCGAUCAUCUACAACGCACCAAAACUGGUCCCAUCUCCAGACAAGACAGAGGGCACCAGUGCUCGCCCUAAGAACACGAUCACUAUCGAGGAGGAUGUCGAAGAUUCCAGAGAAGUUUCCCGCGGGGCAUCCAGCGCUUCAUCUGAUAGUGCGAAAUCAGACGAACCCACAAGCUCUGAAUCAGUAAAGUCUAUAGCGCAGAGCGAUGUCACGAAUCAUUUUAGCCUCCCGGACACCGAAGGUCGAAAUGCAGAGAUACAACUGAUUGGUUAUAAGCAGGACGGAGCCGCAGAAAUGCAGCACAGUGAUGUCAAGGGAGAUGUGGAGCAUAUCGAACCGUCGAACGACCAUCUUCAGCGGAAGAAGACAGCGAAAGGAUACGGCACGGGUACUAGGAAGCAUAAUCCGGACCAGCCAAAAAUCAUCACGCUCGAUUCAUUAGGAUUGGCCCAUUCUCCAGCUUGCAGCUGUCUUAAACAAUAUUUAAUUGCAGAGCUCAAGGAUAAGAGAGGCAUCGAAAUACCAAAUCCUGGAGCUUUGGGUAUGACUGCUAAGGAUGUCCCUCAGCAAACAAACCACUGCGAUUGCGGGCUAUAUCUGUUAGGAUAUAUAACGGAGUUCCUCAAAGAUCCCGAUGGCUUCGUUCGUAACAUACUGUCGCACCAGGCCAUUGACUGGAACCUAAAUCCAUCAGAACUCCGAAACAAUAUUAGAGACCUGAUUUUCGAUCUUCAAAAGGAACAGCAAUGUCGAGAAGAUCUUCAUAAGGAAGAAAAGCGCAACAAAGCUAUUUUGUUGAAAAGGAGAGCCAGGGGCUCCAUAGAUGAACGACCUCUCAAACAACCAUUGAAGGAGCAGAUUACAUGUCGAGACGUGCCUGAGCCCUUGGAAAAGGACGAUAUCCACAAGGAGAUCGAUGUGGUCCAACCGAAGCCAAAAUUGACUACUCCCGAGGCCUCUACGGAAACUAGACCCAUUUCUAAUUCGGAGAAUCGGCCCAUUCCUGGUUCAUAUCCUCGGUCUCCAGCCGUAGCGAGUGCUAGUGUUACUGCAUCUAACGAAAACAACACCGAACGAACUAAGACUCCGAAGUUUGUCUCGCCACUGCCUGAAUCAUCCCGUGGUUCUUCACCGACAAGACCCAUGGUGGUUGAUGAUUCAGAGGUCCUCCAGGUACAGACAGAGAAUGCCAAACACAUUCAUGAUGAUUCUAAACGAACCAACUUGCCAGAAAAACCAGCCAGAGAAAUGCAUGGGCCCUGCCAUGAUCACGAUAAGCCAGUUGAUCAAACGCGAAAGCAAGAGGAUAUAUUAACACAUAGUCCUUAUUUCGCUGGCCGGCAACCCGGCGAUAAGAUGGCCUCGGCCAAAUUACGUGAAGAGCCGGUUCACUCGGAUAUCAUUGAUAUUUCUGAUUAA